Molecule: messenger RNA, 3273 nt
Organism: Closterium sp. Yama58-4
Lineage: Eukaryota; Viridiplantae; Streptophyta; Zygnematophyceae; Desmidiales; Closteriaceae
Source: the annotation of a GenBank genome assembly
AUGGCGAAGAAGCAGAAGCGGACAAAAAAGUUUGCGCGCAAGCAUCUCGCCAAGGAGAUCGAGAAGCGCCGUCGCUAUAAGGUCAUCAAGCAGCAGCGGACCAAGCGCACUGGCGGCGGCUCCAGUAAUCCCGAGGAUGAAGUCGAGAUUCAAAAAGCUGAAGCGCUCGGGAUUGCCAAGCUUCCGCUGCAGCAACCGACAAAGGAAAAGAAGCGACUGGAAGACCUAGGCGUGGAUGAGCUGCUGGGCAUGGAUGACUUCGAGGACCUAGCUGGUGACGGCGAAGGGGGGGACGGCGUGGAGGAGGACGAAGUGGAGGAGGAGGAGGAGGAGGAGGAGGAGGAUGAGGAGGAGGAUGAGGAGGAGGAGGAAGAGGAGGAGGAGGAAGAGGAGGAGGAUGAGGAGGAAGACGAGGAGGAGGAGGAGGUAGGAAAGGGAGGAGGAUCGAAGCGUGCCAAGAAAGCCAAGGGGGACGAGGAGGAGGAGGAGGAGGAGGAGGAUGAAGAAGAUGAUGAUGCAGGGGUAGGUGAAGAUGCGGAGGUGGAUGAGGAGGCGUUGGAAGGAGAGGAGGGGUUUGAGGAGAUCUCCCUCGCGCGAAUUGGCAUGGCAGAGGACGAUGAAGACGAGGACGACGAGGAGGAAGAGGAGGAGGAAGCGGCGGAGGGAGCCGAGGGGGCGGAGGGGGCGGAGGCGGGGGAGAAAGAGGGAGGGAAAGCGAAGGAAGGGGGGGAGAAAGAGAAGGGGAAGGCGGCGAAGAAGCGGAAGAGCCACCAGCAGCAGCUGGAGGCUCUCAAGAAGAAGGCGGCGAUGGACGGCGGAUCGCAGGGCGCGAUGAAGAAGCUGAUGCAGGCGUUCCACUCGGCGUGCCACGACGCUGAGAGCUUCACUGGGGUCGUGCGGAGAUCCAGCGGGGGAAAGGGCGGGAGCGGAGGAGGCGGGGGGAAGAAGAAGAAGGGGGGAGAUGAGGAGGAGGACGAGGAGGGGGACGAGGGCGAGGAGGGGUUUGGGUUUACGGCGGAAGGGAAGAUGAAGCAGAGAGAGCGCAAGCCGCAGUACCGGCUGGCGAGCGCGAAUGUUUUCAACCGUGUGAUUCUCUUCGCGUUCAAAGAGACGGACAGGAUCGUCCGGAUCCUGCUCAGCGACAUAUCCGAGGGCAAGGGCCGGCAGAAGAAGAAAGGCGGGCAGGGCGAAGGAGAUGGGGAGGAGAAUGGGGGGGAUGGCAGCGGUGGUGACAACAAAUUUGCAGGGAGGCUGGGGAAGAAGAAGCUGCGAUCCUUCCUGCGGAAGCAGGCGAGGAGGGGCAACGAAGCCGACGCGUGGGGGCGAGGUAGCGCGGGAGUAGACUCCAUGGAAAAGCCGUGGGAGUCCAGUCCCCGCUGGUCUAAAGUCAGCCAGAUCGUCCGAAACUACCUCUCCACGGCUGUCCAUCUCCUCUCCACUAUGGCUGAUUCUCGCCUGCUCACCUUCGCUCUGCGCUGCCUGAAACCGUCCGUGCCGCUCCUCGCAAGCUUUCCAAUCAUCGGGAAGAAGCUCGUGAGAAUUGCGAUUCACCACUGGGGGUCCGGGGAGGGGUCUCUGCCUCUCGCUGCGCUCGUGGUCCUCCGGGAGAUUGCGCUGUUUCUGCCGUCGGAUUGGGUCGAGGCGAUCGUGAGGCAGGCGUACCGGGAGUUUGCGGCGCAGUGCAAGUUUGUGUCGCCGUCCUCGCUGCCCCGGAUUGCGUUUCUGUGCGCGGGAGUGGCGGAGCUGGCGCUCACGGACCCUGCUGCUGUGUACCCACACGCGUUUGUGUCGAUCCGGCAGCUGGCUCUGCUGCUCAGAGGGGCCCUCAGCAUGAAGACCAAGGACGCGUAUCUCAAGGUCUAUUGCUGGCAGUACAUCAACUGCCUGCACCUCUGGACGCGCGUGCUCUGCGUGCAAGCAGCAGCGCACCAGCACCCGCACCACUCCCCCUCCCCUUCCUCCUCCGCCUCCACCUCAUCCGUGGCAGUGGCAGCAGCAGCCACUCCUCUAGACGCAGCGUCACACGGCAGUCGCUCCCCGCUGCUGGCGCUGGUGUAUCCACUCGCGCAGAUCAUUGCAGGGGUCGCUCGCCUUGUGCCCACUGCUCGCUACCUCCCGCUGCGUUUCCAGUGCACGCGCAUGCUCUCCCUGCUCUCUUCUGCUACUGGUCACUACGUGCCAGUGGCGCCAGUGCUGGUGGACGUGCUACAGAUCAAGGAGCUGCACCACGCUCCCUCGGGAGCCAACGUGCAGAGCAUCAACCUCGCCACCUCGCUCAAGGUUCCCAAGCAAGUUGUCCGCUCGAAAACAUUUCAGGAGGCGGUGGUGGAGGAGGUGGUGCUGCAGCUGGCGCUCUUCGCCUCGCAGUGGAGCCUCUCCAUCGCCUUCCCCGAGCUGCUGCUGCUGCCGCUCACCCACCUGCGCUCCUUCCACAAGCACUGCCGUGUGGACCGCUUUAGGAGGCAGAUCAAGGGGUUGAUUGACCAGAUCGAGCGCAAUGCAGAGCUGGUGGAGAGGGCAAGGGACAAAGUGUCGUACGGCCCGAGAGACAUCGCCCAGGCUGCCUCGUUUCUCCAGGAGGAGAGGGCCAAGGGAAACAACGCUCUGGUGCGGUAUGCCAGUGAGAUGCAGCGACAGGUGGAGACCAAGCGACAGAAGCUAGAACCCGCAGAGCUGGUGUUUAAGGAUGAGGAUGAUGAUUCAGGCAAGAAGGGAAAGCGCGCUGCUGACAGUGACGACGAGGAUGAGGAUGGUGAUGGGGAUGAUGAUGACUUUGGGAGUGACGAGGAGGGUGGGGAUGGGGACGGGAGUGAGGGCGAGGAGGGAGAAGAGGGAGCGGAGGAAGGGGAGGAGGAGGAGGAGCAGGAGCGUGCCAAGGCGUGUAAGAAGCGCGCUCGAGAAACUGCUGCUGGAGGGGCUGAGAAGGGCAAGGAGGGUAAGGCAGGGAAGGCGGGCAAGGGUGCUGCUAACGGGGCUGCUUUCGACGAGGAUGGGAUGGAUGAGGAUGUGGUGAAGGACUUGGAGCUUUCAGAGAGUGAGAGUGAGGAUGAGAUGGGGGGAGGGGAGGAGGAUGAGGACGGGGAGAUGGGAGAUGACUUUGGAGAGGGCUUUAGUGAUGACGAGGAGGAGGAGGAGGAGGAGGAGGAUGAGGAGGAGGAGGGGGAUAUGGAUGGGGAGGAGGUGGAGGAUGAGGAUUUGGAUGCUAUGGGAUUUGUGCUGUUGCUUGUGGAGAUCAUUUUGCGGGCUAUUGUUGGUGGGCACUCUCAUUAUUGA